Messenger RNA from Yamadazyma tenuis ATCC 10573, 2862 nucleotides. RefSeq lists its product as uncharacterized. NCBI's taxonomy places the organism in Eukaryota, Fungi, Ascomycota, Pichiomycetes, Serinales, Debaryomycetaceae. The record is from RefSeq and is a predicted model, not a curated record.
GCGCAACCGUACAUACUGACACACUGCAAGCCCUGUCACAAUUGAAAACUUAUAAAACUAUCAUUUCCAACCACCUUUCAUUUGUGUCUUCCAUCUGUCUUCUUAUCCGGAACCUUUUUAGAAUUUUUGGCUGAAGAUGUUCAGACGCAGUCGAUACUCGAUCUUUCUAGCGUUUUUGAUCGUGAUCCAUAUUUUCAUCAUAGCCUACAUAAACGAUGUGCUGGUCGAACUGAUGGUACCCAAGGUACUCUCCACCGCUGCCGCCAAGCCGGUGUCACUCCACCAGCGGGUGUUGAAUCGCUUUGAAAAUGACGUUUUGGUACCUUUCCGCAACAGCCGUCUCAAACCCACCGAUCCUAUGGCCAAACUCAUACCACACUUGGACAGAAACCACCGCCCAGGGGCUACCGCCGUGCAGGUGCCAGAGGCAUACAUGGAAGAGCCAGGCCCUCCCGUGGCCGCCUAUGAUCCCCGGAUCACCUUUGCUACCAUCCUCAAGCACUUGGUGGACCUGCUCGCGGCUGGCGGUGACACUCCCACCACCCCCGCCGCCGGCCUCGCCCUGCUCCAGGACCUCUCGGUACCAUUUUUUCACUGGGCCGACUACGCCAAUCUCCUGAUUUUACAUCAAUAUCAGGUGUCACCCGUGGCCCAGAAACCCACCUGUCAGGCUCUCACCACCACCACCAACAACAAGCUUCGUGACAAGAGACUCGAGAUCUUUGAGGUGGAAACCUUCUGUGUGGACGAUGCCGCCCUCCAGACGUUUAUCGACAACGAGUAUAUUCCAACGUGGACUCGCCACCGGGCCCAGCAGAUCCAGGACCUUGGCCCGCAGUACCUGGCGGGGCUCCACGUCCACCGCUACGGCGGCCGAAGCACCAAGGAUAACAAGAUUUUGCACUCCAAACUGUUUCUCCACGAUUUCAUGCCCACGCCUUACCUGAUGGUAUUGCUUCUCCCGGUCGAUACCAACAACGUGGGUGGCGACGGCCAAUUGGCCAACGCUCUCCAGGUGGGUGUCAACCAGGAACCCAACGGAUGGAAGCGGUUGGUCGAUACAAACCUGUUUAGGCAAUUGGGAUCCGCUGAUGGUGAUGCCAGCAUCGAUGUGCACUCACAAUUGCAGCAAUUGAUUCGCCUCCUCGAUACCAACCCUGGCUACCAGGAAGUCAAACACAACAACUCGCAGAUACCAUACCAGAAACCAUUAGCCCACGAGAUGUUUGUGGACCCCACACAAGACAUUUAUGAUGCCAUGUCCGUCUCCGACACCGAACUCAACAUCCACGACUGGCACUACCGCCAUGCGUUGCACACAUCGUUGACAUCUCCAUACCCGUUCAAAUACUUUUUCGAGGCCAAGAUGUUGAAGAAGGACCGCAACUGGGAGUUGGGUGGGCACUAUGACUGGAGGUUUUUUGGUGGCAUCAUCAAUUAUACCGACAGACAGGGCCCGGUGCUCCACUCGUUGAUCAACGGGUGGUUCCGCUUUGUUAACUCCUACAAGAUCAACACAUGGAUUGCCCACGGAUCGUUGCUCAGCUGGUUCUGGAACGGUGUCACCUUUCCGUGGGACAUUGACUUUGACGUGCAGAUGCCCAUCACCGAGUUGCAUACCGUGUGCCGUCGGUUCAACCAGUCGUUGGUGAUGGACUUGGGUCUUCAGGACCAGGUGCUGGAGGUGCGCUACGGCCGGUUUUUCCUUGACUGCGGUACCUUUAUUGGCACCCGUAACAAUAUGAACGGCCACAACAAUAUCGAUGCGCGGUUUAUUGAUGUAGAUACCGGCCUCUACAUUGAUAUUACCGGCUUGGCCUUGACCGAUACGCCUGCUCCUCGCCGGUAUGACCAGAUGCUUCCCGAGCACAUGCGUCGGACCUCCGGUGACCAUUCUAUCGGCGAGAAAACCCGAAAUGAGUACUUGCAAGUUUACAACUGCAAAAAUAAGCAUUUCUUAUCAUUGAACUCCAUAAGCCCGUUGCGGCUCACGGCCUUCGAAGGCCAGUUAAACUAUAUCCCUAAUGACUACCGAACCAUUCUUAUUAAUGAGUAUAAGCAGCUGGGAAUUGAGGCCAGAAAGUUCAAAACCCACUCAUUUUUGCCGAAACUCGAGCUCUGGGACCUCACCAAGGACCUCAUAAAAUUCGUGAAAGCAAAGUAUCCAGGGCGCACAUCACUUCGAAAGUACAGGGCCGGCACUCCGGCCGGUAAUAUGGCCUCCAAGGCAGUUAUAGAUGAAGAGUUCUCCAGUGACACCGAUUACUUACUGUAUCUCUGGUCCAAACCGGACGCUCUUUUCGAGUACUUGGUGAUCAACGAUGUGACCGACCUCCACCGCCAGGAAAUGGACUUGUAUACGACUGGCCACUCCACCAAGCCUAUGUUCUUUGACGGAGACCUUCUCACUAAGCGUACCAGUCCUUUACGUCACGAUUUAUUUAACUUUGAGCAGUUAUUUGGUGGCUACCGGUUCCAGCACAGCUUGCAAGCAGUCCAACAGGUGGUGGAAGCUGCGACUUCCAAGACAGUUAAUAAUGACGACCUGGUAGAUGAGCAAUCGGAAUCGGAGUCGGAAUCGGAGUCGGAAGUUCUUCCAAAACCGGUGGUAGAUGCCAUCGAGGAGUUGGAUCUUACUAAAGAAGAAGGUACAGUAGUGGAGGUGAAGGUGGUGGAAGAGGCACCUCCGGUGGGAGAUCCGGUGGUGGAAGCACAAACAGAUGAGCAUCUCUCCGACCCGAAUCAGAAACGACCAUUCUCCCAUGACUCCAGUACUUAGGUUAUAUGUAUAUAGAUGUGGGGGCGGACACGCCCUCGACCCCAAUACACGUGAGACGACAAGAGUUUUCGUGCGCCUCCCAA